This is a messenger RNA of Coregonus sp. 'balchen', 4893 nucleotides long. The record is from the annotation of a GenBank genome assembly. Lineage: Eukaryota; Metazoa; Chordata; Actinopteri; Salmoniformes; Salmonidae.
AUGUCUGAUGGAGAGGGUUACGUGGUACGUGUGAGAGGCCUACCAUGGUCCUGCUCUGUGGAUGAAGUACAGAGGUUCUUCUCAGGUAAUAACACCUUUACGAUAACACUUGUAUAGCUUGAUACUACACCUUUAUAGCCUACACCUCUCACAGCUGAGAUAACUUUGAGUCCCUCUUCUUGGUAUAUAGAUUGUAAAAUCGCCAACAAUGGCACCAGCAUCCAUUUUACCUCCACACGUGAGGGCCGACCCAGCGGAGAGGCCUUCGUUGAGCUGGAGGACGAGGAUGACCUGAAAAUCGCUGUGAAGAAGGACAGAGAAACCAUGGGCCACAGAUAUGUGGAAGGUGUGUGUGUGUCUCUGUCUCUCUGUGUGUGCGUUUGUGUGUCACUGUCCAAGUCUUCCUGAAGUUUCAAUGUUCGCAGCAGGAGCAUAAUAUGUGCCUUGGGACUUCACUUUGGGCUACAUUUCUCAGCCGUUUACAUUGUGUAGCACUUUCAGUAGUGACUUAGGUCUGUGUGUGAUGACUUGACUUGUAUUUCCUCAGUGUUCAAAUCCAACAACGUGGAGAUGGACUGGGUGAUGAAACAUUCUGGUCCAAACUGCCCAGAGACGACUGGAGACGGCCUGGUCAGACUCCGAGGCCUCCCCUUCGGCUGCAGCAAGGAGGAGAUCGUCCAGUUCCUCUCAGGUACCAGUAACUAGGUCCACAUAAACAGCCCCAUAACAUCCUGUAGGAGUAGGUAGACCGUCCUCAGCCCUCAUCAAUUUUUCAGUCAUUUAGCAGACAGUCUUGUCCAGAGCAACUUACAUUAUACAGGCUAUAGUUUGUCCAGGAUUUCCCCAUCACCUAAGUUCCUCUAUCACUGCUUUGGUCCCAACCAACACUUUUUAAAAUGAAUUAUUCUGUACAAUAAUUUGGCCAAUCAGGGCUGACAUGCUAGUCUCCUCUGUCACUUUCCAUUGACAGUUGUCCUGUGGUGUUUUCCCAUGAACCCACUAUAUCAUAACAAAGAUGUCAUUCAUCCCAUUGGGACAAUUAUAGAAUGGAUGGGUACUAAAGGUAACACAAGUACUGCCAGAGCCACUCCUCUUCAUUCCUUCCCACCUACAGUCUCUUCCUCGUCUGUAUCCUUCUCUCUCUCGCUCUCGCUCUCGCUCUCGCUCACUCUUUCCCCUCUCCUCUCAUCCUCCUUUAUGUUCCCCCAAAUGCAGUAAAAGUAAGUACCAUGAAUGGUCACUUACUCAUUGGUUAAAAACACUCACCUGGUAUGUACAGUACAUGUCAUAAUGUAUAGUUUUCAUUAUAUCUCUCUCUUAAAAAAAAAAAGUAUCUAUCUAUCGUACGAAAUAAAUAAAGAAACAAUAGAGAAAGCUACCUUUCUGUAACUGGGCAUGUGAUUUACUGUGUCCCCCGCUGGGGUUAUCUGUCCUUGGGUUGAAGGGUUGGAAAUCGUGCCAAAUGGGAUUACAUUGCCGGUGGACUUCCAGGGGAGGAGUACGGGGGAGGCCUUCGUGCAGUUUGCUUCACAGGAUAUAGCUGAAAAGGCUCUAAAGAAACACAAGGAAAGAAUAGGGCACAGGUGGGGAUGGUUGGUUGGCUGGCUGGAUAAAGCUGCUUUUCUUAUGGUGUACAACUUACAAACAUUAACCAUACGUAUCACUGACUGACAUUCAACAGAACAGUUCAUUUAAGACAACACAUACUCAGGUAUUGACUGUAAAGACACAUAGUUACAAUAUUAGAUCAGAACACACUGACACUCAUUCACUCACUCACAGCAGUCUUUGGGAAAAUGAAGCACAUUCUCUUGUUCUAAAACCAUUGGGAGAUAGAUCAUAUUCUGAGUUUAGUGCCGAGGUGUCUUGAAAGCUCUCAGGUUCGUCACCAAGUUUGGUUGAGCGAGCAGAGUAAAAAUUACAGUUGAAUUUGGGCAUAUCCAUUUUACCCCAAUUAAGAGUGAAGCUAAUUGGUUCCUGGGCACUAAACAUAAGUACAGGUAGCCAAUAGACAGACAGAUACGAUUCUCCCAGGUUUUCUAACUCACUGAGGGCCAAUCAACAUGAGGACACGGACCCCGCCCACUGUCACUCACAGGUAAUGCUCAGAGAGUGGGUCUCCAUGGAUAACAACAGGACAAUGACCACGACAGGGACACAAUGUAACAGGACACAGAUUGUACUGUAACAUCAAUGUUAACUGUAUCGGGUACCUGCAGGUAACCAUAAGAAAAGUGCCUGUUGUACUGUCAAGGCUUUAUUUUUUCCCUCUCAUACUACACAGUAUACUGUUACCCACUAGAUCAAGUCUCACCUACCUACGGAGCAGUAGUGCCAAUGGCAGCACCUGGCCUGAAUAACCCAACUUUAUCAGUACCCUCAAUGACAAGCAAAUACACAAAAAUGUCAGCUCAGCAACUGAAUAUUGAACACCCAACUUUAUUGGUACCCUUUACAUUUGAACAGACACAUUCAUUCAGCCUUUGGAGCUGUACAGUAGCUAGCUCUAGCCGCCACCUCCUGUGUGUGGUGCGGUCUUCAUGGUGGUGUGUGUACUGUAUGUAUCUCAGGUACAUUGAGAUCUUCAAGAGCAGCCGUGUCGAGGUGAGGACCCACUACGAACCCCAGAGGAAACCUAUGGGGAUGCAGAGACCGGGGCCCUACGACAGACCGUCUGGGGGCCGUGGGUACAACAUGAUGGGGGGCCGAGGAGGGGGCUCCUAUGACAGGGCUAGACGCGGAGGCUAUGGUGGAGGUGUGUGUAAUGUCUACCCAGUCAUGCUCUUCCUAGCACUAUGCACAUUCCUAUCAUGAUGAGAGACGGUAUGAUAUGUCUCCAUGACCCAGACCAGUCUCUCUGUAACUAAGGUGUGUGUGUCUAACUUCAGGUGUCUCUGAUGGGAGGUACGGUGAUAGUAGCUCCUCCUUCCAGAGCACCACGGGUCACUGUGUUCACAUGAGGGGUCUGCCCUACAGAGCCACAGAGACCGACAUCUACAAUGUGCGUUAUAGGAUCUCUUACUAAGAAUGGUCUGUGUGUGAGACGGUGAGUAUAACGUCCUGCUCUCUCUCUCCGUAGUUCUUUUCUCCUCUGAACCCAGUGAGAGUGCAUGUAGAGAUCGGUCCUGACGGCAGAGUGACAGGAGAGGCUGACGUGGAGUUUGCUACACAUGAGGACGCUGUGGCAGCCAUGUCGAAGGACAAGGCCAACAUGCGUGAGUCUGUCAUUUUUUUUUUUUUUUCAUCAGUUUGAGCCGACCACAGCUUCACCCCCCCCCCCCCCCCCCAUAAUCCCUCCUUCUUCCCCCCCCCCCCCCCAUAAUCCCUCCUUCUUCCCCCUCAUCCUCCCCAGCAUUCCUUCCUUAUUUUCCUACCUUAAUAUGAUUAAAUACAUGUGCUAACCAGCUGUCUGUCUUGCAGAGCACCGCUAUGUGGAGCUGUUCCUCAACUCUACAGCAGGGGGCAGUAAUGGCUCGUACGGCAGUCCGAUGCAGGGUGGUAUGGGGAGCCAGUCCUCCUAUAGCAGUGGAGGGCUGAGCUCUGGAUACUCUGGAGGCUACAGUGGCCAAGGCAGCAUGGGAGGUUACAGUGAUUAUAGUGAGUAUCAGCUCUGUAAAACACACACCUGUUCACAUGUACCUCCACCACUGUUGACCAGCCUUCUAUGUCGUAUCUGCGUAUGACCUGAACUAUCAAGCUUUAGAGUGUGUGUGACCUCUGAACUUCUCGGUCCCAUAGUGUGUAUCUCUCUCCUGUCAGGUAACCAGGGCGGUAUGAGCAGCAGUUAUUAUAGCGGCGGUGGAGGAAGCAGGAGUUCCAAUGGCCUGGGGGCAGGAUGGGGGAUGUAGUUCUUUAACCAAGCAUGUGUUCGGCUGGAAGGACUGGAAUUGUAGUUCUUACCUGGAUGUUUUGUUUUAGACCGAUCGUAUUCAUGAUUGAGGCUCCUUUGAAGUAAUGUUGGUAGAAAUUAGAGACAUUUCGUUUUCACCCUCUCCUAUCCUACUGUUAAUGACAUGACUGCAGCGACACAAACUGUUUGGUACUGUUGGAACAAAAACUGACCUUGGGCGGAAUGCUUGUUUCAUCAUCGUUACCAGGAAGUGUGUGUUGUUUUGGUGUUUUAACAAAGAUUCAAAUAACCAACUGUGAUUAUGACCCAGUCUGUUUCUUUAACCCACAGUAGCUCACCUUAUGUUGACCAGAGCUUUUAUUUGACCAUGAAGUGACUGACUGCAGGGUUGGGGUAAACUCUAGUCAAUUCAGAAAGUAAACCAAAUUCCAAUUCCACAUUUUGUUUUAAUUGAAAUGUAAUUGACCCCACCCCUGACUGUUCUGUCUCCCCGAGUGUAUGAACCAACACACCUCUGUAAAUAGUAUUCUAGAUGUUCCUUGUCUUUUCUCCAGUAGGUGCAAAAAUAUGUAGACUUUGUUGAAGUCUGAAACAAUGGUGUGAAGUUAACAUUUUACAUGGUGAACAAAGAGCAUGUUUGAGUUUGUUUUAUAAUGAAGAGUGAUUGUUAUGGGAGGGGUUACGGGGAAUUCUCCAUGAGGGAUGGAUACUUACCUAAUUUAGUUGGCAAACAAACCUUACGUUUUUCUGUUAUAAAGGUUUCUUUCUACUGCCUAUGGGGAAUUUUCUCUUUGUAUUUCUUGUAAGGUGCACAAGAGUGAAUACAAUUUUAAGAUGGAUACAUGUCUGUUUGUCUUGUUUGAGGUGAGUAGUUUCUUAGACAGUCAAGGAGAAACAACACAUUCAGAUACGUUUUUAUUAAAUUAGAUAUCUUUAUAGAAAACAUGCCCCAAUUACCCGUCAGAAAGUGGCUGUUUUAGUAGCACUGGUCACAAUCAAUCCACAAAAUGAUCGUUAUUUAUAUACAUUCUAAAAUAGACCUU